AUGGAACACCGCGUCGGCGCCGUCGUGACGAGGCUCUGUCUGACACACCGCUGGUCAGCCGGUUGGUGGUGGAACGUCGCAUCGGCAUCGUCUAGACGAGGCUCCGCCUGGUACGCCGUUGAUCAGCCGGUGGGAUGGAUCUCCGAAUUGGCACCGUCGACACGCGCCCAUCUGGUGCACCGUAGGAGACCGCAGGCUUGCGGCAAUGCCGUAAGCCAUUGGCAAAUUCGAGUCGUUCUUCCACUGCCAAAAAAACUCGUGGCCCACAGUGGAGUUCGGCCGCGCCGGCACAUCAAGCAGCCCCUAUUCAGGGGUCAGGGCACUGCUUCCUUCGGGGGGGCCUGGAAAAGCUGGCCUAAAAAUUGCUGGGGAACCACGUCGUCUGCUGGCGCACCGUGGUCGCAGACGCAAAACUCACGGUCGAAACAAUCAAACUCGAAACAACAACAACAACCAUACUCAUUCCCCUCAUCCUACCUCUUCUACCUCUACCUCCGUCUAUUCUUCUGCCUAUUCUUCUCCUUCGUCAUCUUCUUCUCCAUCUCCUUCCCAUCGCCCCACUCGUUUUCCCCAGACUGGCAGGGUGAGCCCGCUCACUCUGGCAGCCUGGAAUGUUCGUUCCCUUUUAGACAUUCCGAGGAGCAACCGACCGGAACGGAGGACGGCGCUAGUGGCACGAGAACUGGCGCGCUACAAGGUGGACAUCGCCGCACUCAGCGAGACCCGAUUCUCCGAACAAGGCCAACUGGAGGAGGUGGGUGCCGGUUACACCUUCUUCUGGAGAGGCCGACCCAGGGCAGAGCGACGAGAUGCGGGCGUCGCCUUCGCCAUCCGGACGGACAUCGUGGGACGACUGCCCUGUUUGCCGCAGGGCAUCAACGAUCGCCUGAUGAGCCUCCGCCUGCCUCUCUGGGGAGGCAAAUUCGCCACCAUCAUCAGCGCCUACGCUCCGACGAUGACCAACCCCGACGCCGUCAGAGACAAAUUCUACGAGGACCUGCACGCCCUCUUGGCGACUGUGUCGAAGGCGGACAAGUUGAUUGUCCUUGGCGACUUCAACGCCCGCGUCGGCACAGACCAUACUGCCUGGAGGGGAGUGGUGGGUCCUCACGGUCUCCGCGGCUCCAACGACAACGGCCUGCUUCUCCUCCGCACCUGCGCAGAACACCGCCUCACCCUGACGAAUACCUUCUUCUGUCUGCCGGAGCGAGAGAAGGCCACCUGGAGGCAUCCUCGGUCGCGUCAGCGGCACCUGCUGGACUAUGUCCUCGUCCGGAGGCGAGAUCAGCGGGACGUGCUGGUGACGAAGGCGAUCGCGGGUGCUGACGGGUGGACCGACCAUCGCCUCGUCAUCUCGAAGAUGCGUAUUCGCCUACAGCCUCGCAGGAGACCACAAGGUAAGCGACCCCCAGGUAAGCUAAAUGUUGCUUUGUUGUCUUUGCCUGCUCACCGUCUCCAUUUCAGCAAUGAGCUAGCUCAACGGCUAGACAACCUUCCUAUCGCUGCCGCCGCCGCUGCCGAGAACGCCUCCGUGGAGAACCGCUGGUGUCAACUGCGUGACACAGUCCAGUCGACGGCGCUCGCCGUCCUCGGUCGCGCUCCCCGCCAACACCAGGACUGGUUCGACGACAACGACGCUGCCAUCAGAAAUCUGCUUGCCGAGAAGAACCGCCUACACAAAGCCUACGUAGAGCACCCAACUGAGGAAAACAAAGCUGCCUUCUACUGCAGUCGCCGACAGCUUCAGCAACGACUGCGCGAGAUGCAGGACGCCUGGACUGCUCGCAAAGCUGAGGAGAUCCAAGGCUACGCGGACCGCAACGAAUGGAAGAACUUCUUCUCUGCGAUCAAAGCUGUCUACGGUCCGCCGACGAAGGGCACUGCUCCUCUCCUCAGCGCCGACGGCAGCACUCUCCUGACUGAGAAGACGCAAAUCCUGCAGCGAUGGGCCGAGCACUUCCGAGGCGUCCUCAACCGCGCUUCCGUCAUCUCCGAAGCCGCCAUCGCCCGCUUGCCGCAAGUGGCGACCAACGCGGACCUCGACCUCCCGCCAUCUCUCCAGGAAACGAUCAGGGCCGUGCAGCAGCUCUCCAGCGGGAAAGCACCCGGAUCGGACGCAAUCCCUGCUGAGGUCUACAAGCACGGAGGUCCCCUACUGAUGGAUCACCUGACUGCGCUCUUCCAGGAGAUGUGGCGUCAAGGUGAAGUCCCGCAAGAUUUCAAAGACGCAACUAUCGUGCACCUAUACAAGCGCAAAGGGAAUCGCCAAGUCUGCGACAACCACCGCGGCAUCUCCCUACUGAACAUCGCCGGGAAGAUCUUCGCUUGCAUCCUGCUCAACCGCCUCAACAACCAUCUGGAACAGGGCCUUCUGCCGGAAAGCCAAUGCGGCUUCCGUCGUCAUCGUGGGACCACGGAUAUGAUCUUCGCAGCCCGCCAACUUCAGGAGAAGAGCCAGGAGAUGCGGACCCACCUGUACUCUACCUUCGUGGACCUGACGAAAGCCUUCGACACGGUGAAUCGUGAAGGACUGUGGAAGAUUAUGCAGAAAUUCGGCUGUCCGGAGCGAUUCACUCAGAUGGUGCGUCAGCUGCACGACGGUAUGAUGGCGCGAGUCACGGACAACGGAGCUGUCUCAGAGGCAUUCGCAGUGACCAACGGAGUGAAGCACGGCUGUGUGCUGGCGCCUACCCUCUUCAGUCUCAUGUUCUCUGCCAUGCUGAUGGACGCCUACCGCGACGAACGCCCUGGAAUCCGCAUCGCCUAUAGAACGGACGGUCAUCUCCUGAAUCGCCGGCGCAUGAACUUCCAAUCGCGUGUAUCCACAGCCACCGUGCACGAACUCCUCUUCGCCGACGACUGCGCCCUGAACGCCACCUCAGAAGUGGAGAUGCAACGGAGCAUGGACCUAUUCUCCGCCGCCUGCGAGAACUUUGGGCUUGUUAUCAACACCCAGAAGACGGUGGUGAUGCAUCAGCAGCCUCCCAGCUCAGCCACAGCCCCCAACGCGCCGCAAAUCAACGUGAAUGGGACUCAACUGCAAGUGGUAGAGAACUUCCCGUACCUGGGCAGCACGCUCUCCCGCAACAGCAAGAUCGACGACGAAGUCGCCAACAGGAUCUCGAAAGCCAGUCAAGCCUUCGGUCGCCUCCGAAGCACAGUUUGGAAUCGUCAUGGUCUCCAACUGAGCACAAAGCUGAAGAUGUACAAGGCCGUCAUCCUGCCGACGCUACUGUACGGAGCGGAGACCUGGACGGUGUACACGAGGCAGGCACGUCGACUAAACCACUUCCACCUCAGCUGUCUCCGCCGCAUCCUGAGGCUGAACUGGCAGGACCGCAUCCCCGACACCGAAGUGCUGGAACGGACGGGAAUUCUGAGCAUCUACUCCAUGUUGAGACAAAUGCAGCUGCGCUGGAGCGGCCAUCUGGUGCGCAUGGACGACGAGCGACUACCCAAACGACUCUUCUACGGAGACGUCGCGACGGGUUCUCGUCGUCAAGGAGGCCAAAUUCGCCGUUACAAAGAUACUCUGAAGUCCUCCCUGAAGCGCCUGAACAUCAACCCGACCAACUGGGAAGAGCUCGCCCGCGAUCGUCCGACAUGGAGGAGAACAGUGAAAAGGGGCGCUGCUAUCUACGAAGCCAACCGCAUCGCCGCCGCCAAAGUGAAACGCGAAGUCCGCAAAUCACAACUUCGCCCAAUACGCAACGCCGCCGCACAACUUCUCCCUACGUGUCCUCGAUGUCAACGGACAUUCCGGGCACGAAUUGGACUUGUUGGACAUCUUCGAACCAACUGCACCUCUCGAACUGCUCCAGCCAUCGUCCACGCGCCCGCCUCUUCCUCGUCCUCGCUUCCGCCAACUAACUCUGACACUCCUUCUGCACCACCACUUCCAUCCUCCUCCUUCUCCUCCUCUGCCCCAGCGGUGGCCAUUCAGGCUGCCGUCUCACACAUCGCCAACCACGACACAGCAACCGCAACCACCCCCACCUGCACUCACUGCGACCGCACCUUCACCUCACACAACGGCCUGGUCGGUCACUUGCGAAUCCAUCGCACAGAGACUGGUGAACCAGUGCCUGGAGCACCAACCUACACCCACCGCACUCGCCUCCACUGCCCACAAUGCCCUCGCACCUUCCGGCAUCGCAUGGGCCUAUUCGGCCACAUGCGCAUCCACGAGAGCGGAAUUGACCGCAGCCUUGACACACCCACCCCGCCGAGCCCCACUCCCAAUCCAUCACCUUGUGCACCCACUAACCACUCCCCAGCCGACAUCGACGCCACCGACCUUACCACCCCUCACUCCCCCCCUUCCUCCUCCACUUCCUCCUUCAUUGCCACAACGACGGCCACUCCGGCGUCUGUAGCGCACGACUUCACCGCAGCCGCACCUGACACAACAACAGGCACAACCCCUGCAACCUCCAUCAACAAAUGUGAGGGCCCGGACUACAUCUGCCCUCACUGCGAUCGCACCUUCACUUCACGCAUCGGCCUGGUCGGUCACUUGCGAAUCCAUCGCACAGAGUCUGGCGAACCAGUGCCUGGAGCACCAACCUACACUCACCGCACUCGCCUCCACUGCCCACACUGCCCUCGCACCUUCACGCAUCGCAUGGGUCUAUUCGGCCACAUGCGCAUCCACAACGACCUGCGGUAGACAACCGCCGGUCACACCACACAUUCCCUCACUCCCUACCUCAUAACAUCAUCACCCCACUAGACCUCAACCCUCACACACCUCAUGCACUCAACUGCCGCCUCCCACGCAAGUGGGAAGUGUGCAUCUCGACUCGGUCCCCAUGCGGCCUCGGCUGCACGAGUGACUUGAGUCCGAGACUAUCCCGACACGUCAAGUGUCGUGGAUAGGAAGGUUGCUGAUUGACGCCCGUUCUCGGUUCACGCAGUUCGUCACGUUGUGUGUGUGUCGUGUAGUGGCGGACUGGUGGGCUGGGGACGGGCUGAAGCAGCACCUUCUACGGCCCUCUCACGCAUGUGAGAGACACGCCGUUCAACUCCCGUUGUGUGAAAUCCUGGUGUUUGUGUGUAUGGGGGGCCAGGUCGUGCUGUGGCGCGCGCAGGCAUGGUCAGUCGACCAUGUCAGCCACCGCGCCCAUUCCCCACUCCAGUCUACUGACCGGCUCGGACAGUGGCUGGGGUGUGGGAAUGGGAAGGGAGAGUGAGGUCGUCGACUCAGCGCAUUUUCCUCACUAUAAACAAUCUGACGCGCUUGAAGCUAUCACGGUGCGCCAAAAGCCGUGGCUUGGAAGGUUGCCAACUGACGGGGUACCUUGGACCUCUUCCAUUACUGGAGGCGGUCUGAGAGUCAGGCUGCAAUGGCUCCCUUUUAAUGUGGCCUUUAUGGCAUUCCCACCACAGUGUGGGAUCCGAGCCAGGCGUUGGCGGCACGCCCAGGUGCGGCUUCGGCCGUACCAGCCUCCAAAUCUAUGUUGUGUUGGUUCAAAUCCUGGUUAUUGUUGUGUGGACCAGUGGGUGUGGUGGAACGCCAAGGUGAGGAUCCGUCCGAGCCAUCCACCUGCGGCCUCCCUCGUCUCCGGUCUUCUUGACUCUGUCUUGACACCGGGUUUAGGCGGGGGAGGAGGAGAGAGUGUAGGUAGAUGCUACGCAAGUCUACUGGCACUAUAAACCCCUGCGUAAGUCACCGUCCCUGCUCCCACCGCUGCUGCAGCUGUGGGGCACACGGUGGACAUCGUCGAAAUCGACGGUCGAACUGUCAAUCUCGGUUGCGCUGGCCGGCAUUGGCAUCUCCGUUAGGUAGCUCCAUCUGGAACACCGUAGGAGGCCACAAGGUAAGUGGGCCCCCAGGUAAGCGAACGUUGCUCUGUUGCCUCUGCUAUUUGAUAUUCUUGCCUGUUGGUCUUUUUCUGCUCGCUUGUGUUUGUCCUUAUUGUAAGCUAAAUGCCGUUCUGUUGAAGUUGUCUGUUCAGCGUUUGUAUUUCAUCAGCCAGUCAGCUUAGAGAGGGAGGGGAAAGCUCUGCAUCCCGUCGCCCUACCCUUCCCCCUCCCACCUCCCUUCAAGCUUACGGCGAUGACGUAGGCGAGCCCCAGGUAAUCUGAAUAUUGCUUUGUUGUCUUUGCCUGCUCACCAUCUCCAUUUCAGCAGUGAGCUAGCUCAAAUGUUAGCCAACAUCCCAGUCGCGGCCGCCGCCAUCGAGGAGGACACCUCCGUAGAGAACCGAUGGUGCCAACUCCGGGACACAGUCCAGUCAACGGUCCUGGCUGUCCUCGGUCGCGCACGUCGCCAACAUCAGGACUGGUUCGAUGGCAACGCCGCCAUCAGCAACCCGCCUGCACAAAGCCUACGUCAAUCGUCCCACCGUCAACAACAAAGCGGCCUUUUACCGUAG
Spirometra erinaceieuropaei is the source of this 6377-nucleotide messenger RNA. Lineage: Eukaryota; Metazoa; Platyhelminthes; Cestoda; Diphyllobothriidea; Diphyllobothriidae. The record is from the annotation of a GenBank genome assembly.